AUGGAUUUGAAUCAGCUAGAGGCUUUUCUCACCGCCCAAACCAAAAAACAAGGUGGCAUCACAUCAGAUCAAGCUGCAGUCAUUGCAAAGUUCUGGAAGAACCACCGAGUAAAGAUCCACGAGAGCCUGAUCAAUCAAAGCUGCUGGGAUAACGUCUUGAAAAGCAUGAACUGGCGAGUGGAUCUGAAGUCACAGUCACGACACAUCGACCAGAUAAACACUCCUGUUGCAAUAGUUGAAAUGGAACUGGGGAAAAACGGGCAGGAAUCGGAGUUUCUCUGUCUGGAGUUUGACGAGGCCAAGUUGAACCAGAUGCUGAAGAAACUCUCAGAAAUAGAGGAGAGUAUGACUUUGUUGACUCAGACCACUUAACCAAAUAAAGAGAUUGCAACUC
Messenger RNA from Merops nubicus (carmine bee-eater), 394 nucleotides. RefSeq names its product copper metabolism (Murr1) domain containing 1 (gene COMMD1). The coding region runs from base 1 to 372 and encodes 123 amino acids. Gene Ontology annotation, cellular component: endosome. The record is from RefSeq and is a predicted model, not a curated record. The transcript is spliced from 2 exons. Gene Ontology annotation, biological process: copper ion homeostasis; positive regulation of protein ubiquitination; negative regulation of sodium ion transmembrane transport. Lineage: Eukaryota; Metazoa; Chordata; Aves; Coraciiformes; Meropidae.